Molecule: messenger RNA, 577 nt
Organism: Drosophila willistoni
Lineage: Eukaryota; Metazoa; Arthropoda; Insecta; Diptera; Drosophilidae
Gene: RpL23
Product: 60S ribosomal protein L23
Exons: 4
Coding region: 74-496 (140 amino acids)
Biological process (GO): translation
Cellular component (GO): cytosolic large ribosomal subunit; ribosome
Molecular function (GO): large ribosomal subunit rRNA binding; structural constituent of ribosome
Source: RefSeq, a predicted model, not a curated record
AAGUUGGCCGCGGUUCGUGUCAGCGAACUAGCUCUUUCUUUUUACUUCCUUUCGGUUCCAAACAAGACGCAAAAUGUCGAAGAGAGGACGUGGUGGUACCGCCGGAGGUAAAUUCCGCAUCUCACUAGGUUUGCCCGUAGGCGCCGUGAUGAACUGCGCUGACAACACAGGUGCCAAGAAUCUGUAUGUUAUUGCUGUCCAUGGUAUUCGUGGUCGUUUGAACCGUCUGCCGGCUGCUGGUGUCGGUGACAUGUUUGUGGCCACUGUCAAGAAGGGUAAACCUGAGUUGAGAAAGAAGGUCAUGCCUGCCGUCGUUAUUCGGCAGCGUAAACCAUUCAGAAGGCGUGACGGGGUCUUUAUAUAUUUUGAAGACAAUGCGGGGGUAAUUGUGAAUAACAAGGGCGAAAUGAAGGGCUCGGCCAUCACUGGACCGGUGGCCAAGGAAUGCGCUGAUUUGUGGCCCCGUAUUGCAUCGAACGCCAGCUCUAUAGCCUAAGCGCAAGUAGUAGUCCUUUAUCAAUAACAACAACAACAACAGAAAUAAAACCCCAAACGGAAAUAUGUUUGUUUUUCAAUA